AUGAAAGAAAUUAUUUUACUGUCGGUUUUUUUCAUUGCUUUUCCACUUAUCGCGAGUGGUACGGUCUACUUUGUCGAUAGGGAAAAAGGAAAUGAUUUCAACACGGGCGAACGUAUCAAACAAGCGUUUGCAACCAUUACCAAGUGCAUCAAAACGCUAAAUAGACCUGGUGAUGAAUGCCAUAUUCGCCAGGGACGUUACCACGAACCGCAGUUCCAGAUAUCAGGCAAAAAAGGAACUCUAUCCCAGCCUAUUAUUAUACGCGGUUAUGGAGAAGAAAUUCCAAUCAUCGAUGGCACCAUUCCAGUUAUACCUCGAGGAAAAUCUAGCUGGAAACGUGGCAAAGAUGGAAUUUACAGUGCCAAAAUUGAGCGAGAUAUCUGGCAGCUUUUCGUCGACGGCGAAAUGAUGACCAACGCUCGUUGGCCAAAUGCUCUGUGGUCGGACAAAACUGUUUUCUUAAACAAGUACUGGGCAAAAUCCUCCUCCAGAUCUACGAGGGGCAAAAUGGUAGAUAGUGGUGAAAAGAAUUUGGCCGGAAGCGGUAUUGACGUGACUGGGGCAGUGGCUAUCCUCAAUGUCGGAAGCUUUAACACUUUUACUGCCAUAGUCCAAAGCCAUAGAUCGGGACAGAAUUUUUUUACUUAUAAAGAUAAUUUUGGCGCCAUAAAGUUCAAACCUGGUCAUAAUCAGUACUUUCUGGAGGAUAAGCUGGAGUUUCUUGACAAUGCUGGCGAAUGGUUUUACGACAAAACAACGAAAACUGUUUAUGUGAAGACCAUGGAUGGAAAAAGUCCUGAAGGAAGGAUUCGUGGAAAGGUACAAACGUACGCUUUCACCAUUUCAAACUGCCAGUAUCUCCACUUCAAACAGCUCUCAUUCUUUGGCACCACAAUCGAAGCUCGUCCAACACACAAACGAGACAUCAUACGAGGUCUUUCGUUUCACUCAAUCAACUUCAAAUUCCCAUCGUACUCUAUGCGCAUGCUUGGUUCCACCUCUCCACCCAGCUGGACUAUAAUUGAACCAAGCCGUGGGAACAACUUCCAGUUGAUUAACAGUACCUUUUAUGGAACCGAUGGUCUUGCCCUCCAGUACAGUGGUGAUGGAUCGCUGCUACAGAAUAAUCUAUUCGAGUACAAUGAUUGGUCAGUUGCCCUCGUGCGAACUAAGAUGGGAGGACUGGGAACUGUUGUAUCCAACGGCAUAAAUGAUCAGUUCGUUAGGAACACGUUGCGUUUUAAUGGUGCCAGCGCUGGCUUCCGUCCAUCAGGACGAAAUCCAGUGAUCAAGCUCAACCAUAUUCACCAUCAAUGCUGGGGAAUUCUACAACACGACGGAUCCGGGAUUCAGUUCCAAAUUGGUGCACAGACGAACGCCCUGUGCAGAAACAACUGGGUUCACUCGAGUCCUAAGUAUGGUCUCCGUUUCGAUGGGCAGCCGCCGCGCGUGGGACGCGGCGGUACAAUGAAGGAAAACGUUGUUUGGAGGAGCGGCGGGAUCAUGAUCAAAGGCGAAUCCCACACAGUGCUAAACAACCUCGCCUUCGACAAACGAAAUGAUAAAAGCGGUGACCAACAAGGCGCAGGUUGCUCUUUAUGUGUUUUGAAGUUCGUUCGUUCGAAUCCAGUUGAGAUCAAUAAACAAACGGAGGUUUUGCGCAACGCAGCAGAUGUGGCAAAUGGUGGCAAACGUAAGAAGCCCCGUGGCAUAUAUCCUCUUGCAGGAAGCCGUGUUGCUUUCAACAUUGUAAGUAACGUGAGGGAACAGGUUGAAGACGCGGAUAACAUGGACUUUCGGCCUCGUAAAGACUCCAAAUACAUUAAAGAUGACGUUGGACCCUACCGUUAUGAUCCAAAUGGUAGAUUCUAUUGGAUUCCUGGACGGCAGCUCUAUAAGACCAGCACUCCUGUGCCUCCUGAUGGCAGCAAAUCGGUGAAGUCUGUCAGAGAUGCUGUAAUGUGGUUAAACGCAUUUGGUGCCUCAACUCACCAUGUAUACUUUGGAACGGACAAGUCGAACGUUGCCGAUGCAUCACGGAACUCCGCCGAGUACAAGGAGAAGAUCACUGCUGAUGGCAACGUGUAUUACUUGAAGGAAAAUCUUUCUUCCAGGUCUACCUAUUACUGGCGAGUAGAUGCUGAAUUGGACGAGAAAACUAUUUACAAGGGAGACGUUUGGUCUUUUCAAACCAAGUAG
Molecule: messenger RNA, 2199 nt
Organism: Pocillopora verrucosa
Lineage: Eukaryota; Metazoa; Cnidaria; Anthozoa; Scleractinia; Pocilloporidae
Source: RefSeq, a predicted model, not a curated record